AACCCCAGUGGGCCCUCCCCAUGGCAUAUCCCAGAGAGACCCUCAGAGAGGUCGCUGUAGGGUCAGUCCCAGUUCCUCGUAGUGCAAGCCGCCCCUCGCCCUCCACCAACAUCUGCCCAUCACCCCACCUAAGACUGGAGGGGGCUGGACCGAACCCGCACUGGGAAUCAGAAAACUUUGCUCCUGGGGGCCCGUCACUUAGCUUCUCUCAUCCUCAUCCAUAAAAUGGGCGGAAGGAUCCCUGCCCUCCUUCAUUUACAGAGAAGGGGGUCACAUGUCCUUCCAGGAACCUGGAUUGACCUGGGGGUGGGUGUCUACUCCCAGCACUGUUGAGCCCAUCUUUCCCAGACCAGUCCUGGCCGCUCUUGCCAAAGGAAUCUGACACUACAACUCCCUCCUCCAAACCUCAGUUCCAACCCUGUGUGGUCAGAUAAUCCCCAAUGCACGGACUUCCUUCAGGAUCCAGGUCAGAGGGGAUCCCAGUCUCCCUCCAGCCUGGGACCCCAGGCUUUCAGUCUGCCCUGGAGGUCAGUCUGGAGACCAGUGCUGUUAUGACCAUCCCAAGGCUGGCCACCCACCCCCUCUUUUCUUCUCUAAGGACAGGGGCAGAGUGGACGGUAGCUCUCACCCUCUCUAUAUGGGCAGCUUCUGGCUGAGUCAGGGUCUGUCCGACAUCUCUUACCCCUUACUGUUUGUUUGGCCUGGUACCUGUCCUCUCAUCUGAUCAGGUGGUUAAAAAUAGCUACCAUUUAUUGAGUACUACUAUGUAGACACUUAGAUGCAUUUUUGUCAUGUAAUCCUGGCCACAACCUAGCAGAAGAGGUGUUAUUAUGUCCAUCCUACAGAAGAGGAAAGAGAUUCAGAUUUGAAUCACUUGUCCAAAGCUCCAUGGAUGGUUGGGUGUUUAGUAACAUUUAUUAAGUGCUUACUGUGUACCACUUAGUACUCUGCUAAAUAAUUUUACUACAUUAUACCUAUGAAAUGAGCACUAUUAUUAUUCCCCAUUUUUCAUAGGGGAGCCGAAGCCUCAGAAAGUUCAAGUAACUUGUCCCAAAUCUCAUAGCCCUAAGUGGUAGAAGCAGGAUUUGAAUCCGGGUCUACAUGAUCCAGAGACCACAACCUGACCUCUGUGCUGUACUGUGCCGCGUUUGCAUUCUGUCUGAGAUCCUAAAAUCCAGACUUGAUGCUACAACCCAGCGCUGUGAAGUGAUGCGGAUGAAAGUGCCUUGUGGCAGUUAAGGGGCAACCCAGGAUGAGCAGCUCAGCCUGGUCCUCUGCUGUAUGGUCCUCUGCCGAUGUGCAGAGCAAGGCACUUCCAGCCCCAUGACAGUCACUGCUGUGCUGAGCCACUGCUGCUGCUGGGAGCCGGUUAUAUCAAUCCUUCAGGUGUGCUGGGGAGAAAGGGAUUGACAUCCACCUUCUGAGCACACCUCUACUCUGCUUCUCCCCAACUAGGGCUAAGCCUACAGCAAACAGAUGAUUUCUAAACAAACCCGCAUUUGGGCAGCAGGUGAUGACAGUUGCAGUCUGUUCAUGCAACCCCCGCUUGCUCUUUUUCCUCUUUUGAGGGACCUACCUAACACCAAACAACAGCAGAAAUAAAAUGACCAAGUGAGGAUUUCUUACCAGCAAUUUAAGCUGAUCAAGACAUACCUGGUGAUUCUGGGCAAGAAACCUGACAUCCCUGAGCUUCCGUUUCCCUAUUGGAUUGUCGUGAGGACUAAAUGAGAUCAACCGUCAAAGUUCGGUACUUAGCACAUAAGUAUUACUCAGAGGAGGUUAACUCUUAUUACUAAGAAUUUCACAGUGGUGAGUUAAUAUUUGAAAUUAGUUUAGCAUUUGUGAUUUCUGGCUUACAACUGUGUUGCUUCAGUCAGCAGGAGAUCUUUCAAGAAGUUUUGUUAGACAUGAAAGGAGUCCACCAGUCCCCAGGAGUCUGUCUGUGGUAGAGUCAGGUCUCAGGGCGAAUCAGCCAGGGUCAGCUCGGAGUUGGGACUGGUCUGGACUCAGCACCCUCUUGUACCUAAUCUUACGCCAGGCCCGGCUAGAAAUUGGACAGUCGCAGUUUGCCUCCACUACAUUCCCAGGAUUAGACCAGAGGCGGAUUCUGCAAAUGCUACCAAGCCCUCCCUGCACUGUUCCUGGGCCCCAGAGGCUGGACAUGUCCUGAACAAAGCCCGCGCCCUGCCCUCCCUCCGCCGUGUCUCUGAGUCCCUGGUUUCAGUGUUUAGCCUUGUCUGUCCCUUCUCCAGUAGAAGGGGGGAGAGGUCCCCGGGUAGGAAUUAGAGUCCCUGCCCCCUGCACUCCACUCCCACUCACCCAGCGGGGUCCUGCGCAGUGAAAUGAAAGCACGGGGACCAGUCAGCAUUGUGUAGGACCCACUUCUCAAAGUGUGGUACCCACACAAACUGAUCAGAAUUACCUGGGGACGUUUUUUAAAAUGCGUGUUUCUUACUGGUCCCAAUGGACUAAAUCAGAAUCUGGAGUGGGGGUGAGACCAAAGAACGUGCAUUUCUAAUGAAGCACUUCAGGUGCUUCUGCUGAGGAACUGUGUAGGUGAGAGGGUGCGCUGGAGCACAGAGAGGUGACAGCAUGGGUAGAGGGUUCUAGAAGGCUGCCGGCUGUCAUCCUAUUGUUACCCCCUUUUGCUUCUUGCUGCAUACGCUCUCCCUAGCUGCUCUCUGGGCAAAGACUGCCAAGGAUGGAUUCUCGCCCUUACCCCAGUGGGCAAAUUCGGCUUGUCUGGGGCUCCCUCUCCAGCCACCAGUCCCACUGUAGAGGGCUUGCCAGGCUCCCCACUGCCUUCUGGGAGGGGCAAGAGGCAGGAGGUCAGGCAGAGGCUGGGGACACAGCUGCAGCAGCCCAGGGCUCCGUUUCCUCCCCCAGCCCUGGGCCUCUGGGGCAGAGGAAGCCCAGGCAGGAAGGCCAGAGCUGCCACCAGCCAGAGAGGCCCACGAAGCGCCCCCCUCAUCCCCCCACGAGUCAUCCUGCCCUCAGAGCCUCAGCAUCGUGGAUCUUCAUUUGGCACCGUUCUUAGACUAGGGGCCUUCUGCAGCCUAUGUGGCCAUGUGCCCAGCCCUACCAGCCUUACCAUGUCAUGCCAGAAGACACUCCCCCUCCCUCGUGGCAGCUGCCCCUACCUGGGGAUCCAGUCCCCAGGCACACACCUGCAUACUCUCCACCAUUCAGAAAGUCCUUCUUGCUGUCUGACCUCAGUCCUUCUUGCUGCAGCCUCAGCCCUAAUCUUCUCAUUCUAAACCUUGGAGAAAUGAAGAAGGAUGUGGCUUCUGAAGCACUGGAUGGUUUGGGAGCUGAGAUGGGGACUGUUAUAGGUCAGAAUUACUCCCCUAGUGCUCUCCACCAAACUUCUGGAAAAGUUCAACCAGCCACAGAAGGUCAAACAUUCAACAUCUAAGUAUGUUUCACUUCCCUUCGACAUCACUGGCCCUACCCCCACUCUUUCCCAGGACGGCAAGGAGAGAGAAGGGGGCCGGGGAGUGGCUCAGAGAGGGCGUCUUAUACUCUGAUGAGGGUGCAGAGAGGUUCCUUCACACCUGGCACAGCCCAGCACUGUCCAAGCUUUGUAUGGUUGUUACAACCCUGAGGGCUCAGACGUGGGCUGCCACCCUGGAUUGCGAUAUGGAGUAGAAAGACACUGGACCGGGGGUCUGGACACCCGGGUGGUACUCCCGGUAUUGCCACUGAAUCCUGCCUGACCUUGCACAAGCCUCCUCUCCUGACUGAGCCUUAAUCCCCAACUUCUCUAAAAUAAGAGCUGGCCUUCGUGAUUCACACGGUUUCCUCCUAGGACUCCAUCAUGGGGGUGCCCCAGCCCCGGGCGGCCCCUGCAGACCCUGUGGCCACUCCAGCCUGCCCUGAGAAUAUGUCCUGCUCCCUGCUUGGACCAUGACCUUGGACCCUCCCAGGAGAACCCUUCUGAUGCUACUGACGGCCUUGGGCCUGACCCAGGGCGACCCCGUGAAGCCCUCUCGGGGCCCGCUGGUGACCUGCACGUGUGAGAACCCGCACUGCAAAGGGCCUACCUGCCAGGGGGCCUGGUGCACAGUAGUGCUGGUGCGGGAGGAGGGCACACACCUCCAGGAACAUCGGGGCUGCGGGAACCUGAACCAGGAGCUCUGCAAGGGGCGGCCCACCGAGUUCUUCAACCACUACUGCUGCUACAGCCCCUUCUGCAACCACAACGUGUCCCUGGUGCUGGAGGCCACCCAGACUCCGCCAGAGCCGCCGCAAGAAGAUGGCCAGCUGCCUCUCAUCCUGGGCCCCGUGCUGGCCUUGCUGGUCCUAGUGGCUCUGGGUGCCCUGGGCCUGUGGCAUGUCCGGCGGAGGCAGGAGAAGCAGCGGAGCCUGAACAGCGAGCUGGGCGAGUCCAGCCUCAUCCUGAAGACAUCCGAGCAGGGGGACAGCAUGCUGGGGGACCUCCUGGACAGUGACUGCACCACCGGCAGUGGCUCAGGGCUCCCCUUCCUGGUGCAGAGGACAGUGGCGCGGCAGGUGGCUCUGGUGGAGUGUGUGGGAAAGGGCCGCUAUGGCGAGGUAUGGCGGGGCCUGUGGCAUGGUGAGAGUGUGGCCGUCAAGAUCUUCUCCUCGAGGGAUGAACAGUCCUGGUUCCGGGAGACUGAGAUCUACAACACGGUGCUGCUCAGACACGACAACAUCCUAGGCUUUAUCGCCUCGGACAUGACUUCCCGCAACUCAAGCACGCAGCUGUGGCUUAUCACGCACUACCACGAGCAUGGCUCGCUCUACGACUUUCUGCAGAGGCAGACGCUGGAGCCCCAGCUGGCCCUGAGGCUAGCCGUGUCCGCGGCCUGCGGCCUGGCACACCUGCACGUGGAGAUCUUCGGCACGCAGGGCAAGCCGGCCAUCGCCCACCGCGACCUCAAGAGCCGCAACGUGCUGGUCAAGAGCAACCUGCAGUGCUGCAUCGCGGACCUGGGCCUGGCUGUAAUGCACUCCCAGGGUAGCGACUACCUGGACAUCGGCAACAACCCGCGCGUGGGCACCAAGAGGUACAUGGCCCCCGAGGUGCUGGAAGAGCAGAUCCGAACCGACUGCUUCGAGUCCUACAAGUGGACGGACAUCUGGGCCUUUGGCCUGGUGCUGUGGGAGAUCGCCCGCCGGACCAUUGUCAAUGGCAUCGUGGAGGACUACAGGCCACCCUUCUAUGAUGUGGUACCUAAUGAUCCCAGCUUUGAGGACAUGAAGAAGGUGGUGUGUGUUGACCAGCAGACCCCCACUAUCCCCAACCGGCUGGCUGCAGACCCGGUCCUCUCAGGCCUGGCUCAGAUGAUGCGGGAGUGCUGGUACCCAAACCCCUCUGCCCGCCUCACUGCGCUGCGGAUCAAGAAGACACUACAGAAGCUCAGCAACGGUCUCCAGAGGCCCAAAGGGAUUCACUAGCCACAGGCCUGAAGCCUGACUCCCCUCCGCCUGCAGUGUGUGUGGUGGGCAGUGGAUGGUGGCCUGUCUGGGUAGAGGUUCUGUGAGUGUGUGUGCUGGGGAGGGGAGUGCCCCUCCGUGGGCAGCUGUGCCUGCCCAACUCGGCCCCCAGCCCAUCCAGCCAAAAAUACAGCUGGGCUGAAACCCGAUCCCCGCACCCGCCGCGCGCGCCGUCUGGCCUGCUCAAAGCAGCAGGCUCCCUGACGCCGGGUUCCCCCCCACCCCCCCGCCUCCCACACCCUGGGUGCACCCCCCUACCACCCCCAGGACCUGAUGCAAAAGAGGCCUCAGAGCCAGGGUGGCCUGCACUUUACCCCCUGCUGUCAGUCAACCCCACUGCCCCACCGGAGCUGCCAGGGUGGCACAGGGCCCCAUCCAGCCUUCAGUAGACACCCUGCCCUGCCAGGCUUUAGCCUCUGUCCCAAGCCUCAGACACCCAGGCCCAUGGGUUUUUCUCCGUGGGUUUGUAUCUCAGCUCCAGGCCGCCUUGGGCCUCUAUCUCCUAGACAAGACCCCUGCUAGCUGAAUGCUAGCUGCCCGAGAGAGCGGGGGACCUGAUCCUGGGCCCCUGCUCCACUCCCCUCCUAGCUGACUUACUGUGGCGUUAAACCCAAGGAGUCUUGCUGCGGGCGUGGCAGAGUCAUAGGCCAGUGGAGAGGUGGCAGGUCAGAUGGGCAAGGCCCAGGACUUUCAGAAUAAACUGAGAGGAUGUUGGAGCCAAGCAUGGCUGUCGGGGAAGGGCUCAGCUGGGAGUCAGGAGACCCAGGGUCUGGUCCGGGUGCUUGCUCUACAGGACAAGAAGGAGGGCUUCGCUGGCCCAGGACCUUUGUUUCUUUAUCUACAUAUUGAAAGAUUUGUAGAUGAAGAUUUGGUCCUGAUGUCUUUUGAGGUGUUUUUCAGCUCUAAAGUUCUUUGAAAUGUUUAGCCUGUGUCAGAACUCAGUUCAUCAGUCCCUUGUACUCAUUGUGCCCCAGCCCCUGGCAAUUUGCCUCAAGAUGGAGAUUUGAAAAUAACUUUAGCUGAGGCCAAGGGUGUCUGAAAUGCCUCCUAGUUUAAUUCCACGAGCUCCAGUUCCGGCCGUAACGCAUGCCUGUGGCCAUCCUUGGGCUCACACAGCCCUGGGCCUUCUGGCAGGCAAGCCAGCCCCUCGCCUGCUCUAUAGCUUCGCCUUCUCUGCCCAGGGCUGAGAGGGGCCAGGGGCCAGCUUCCUGCAGGGCCUCAAGGCUCAGAAGAAAUCUGGCUCCAGCCAGCAAGCCUGCAGCACCCAGGUUCCUGCUCCCCACUGGCCCCUGGCCCAGGCCCACACCCUUGGCCGGGCCCCAGAGAGUGUGUGUCUAGGAAGAACCUGGUGGCUGGAGAGAAACACAUGGAAAGUUCGGCGUUUGGAAAUAUCGAGGGUGUAUGUCCAUGCGCUGAGGAGGUUACCCUGAAUCCUAGGCGGGUAGAUGGGCUGGAGGGUGAUGGGGCUGGAGGUGGGGCCUGAGUGUUGGUGGGGAACAGAGCUCAGGCUAGGGACAUGACAGCCCCAAGCUUGGGAAGACCUGGCCUCACAGCCCUCAGCCUGGGACAGGGUGGAGAAGGACCUUCAGUUGUCCACAGGAGAUUAAGGAAACACAGCCUCCUUCCCCUCCUGCUGGAAACGCCCCAGCACAGCCUCCCUGGCCGGCUUCUCGGCUUCUCGAGUGUUUCUUCCUUCCACCGUCAGAGAGGCACCUUCCCAGGCUGCCUCCCAGCAUUGUGCAAGGCCCGGAGGAGAACCAGGAAGUGAAACUGGGUGAAACAGAAAGCUACAUGGACCUGCCACGUUCCCACGUCGUCGUGGGUCACUCUGCUUCCCGAUAGUGUCACGUCUUCUGGUCACUGGAACCCACCUAGCCCAGGAAUCAGGACACUCCUCAAGGGUUUUAUCUCCACUGGAUUUGGGGGUUAAAAGUCUCCUGAGACUCCACAGCCAGAAACUGAAGGCAGCAGCUCACCAAAGGCUGGAAAAUCCCUAAGAGGAGAAGGUCUGAGGCAAGAGGUGGAGUGAUGGGGGAGGGUUGAGGGAAGCGGCCGGGGUUGGGAGUACAGCUGUGGCCAGGGAGAGGAGGAGGCAUUGGUGAGAGCGGUCUGCAUAAUGCUUCUGAGUUCAGGACGGUGUUCCAAGGCCGAAAUUACAGUCUCUUAACCUGGAGAUACUCUUCGUGGGAGCAUUUAGCUCGUGCUUAGCACACAGUAGGUCCUUAAUAAAGCAUGGUUGAAGGUCCGGA
Molecule: messenger RNA, 7709 nt
Organism: Aethalodelphis obliquidens (Pacific white-sided dolphin)
Lineage: Eukaryota; Metazoa; Chordata; Mammalia; Artiodactyla; Delphinidae
Gene: ACVRL1
Product: activin A receptor like type 1
Exons: 10
Coding region: 3907-5421 (504 amino acids)
Biological process (GO): cellular response to growth factor stimulus; angiogenesis; transforming growth factor beta receptor signaling pathway
Cellular component (GO): plasma membrane; BMP receptor complex
Molecular function (GO): ATP binding; transmembrane receptor protein serine/threonine kinase activity
Source: RefSeq, a predicted model, not a curated record